AUGGCGAUGACGGGGAUGUUGGAUCGGCUGCGUGGGGCGGUGCAACGCCUGGUGCAGCGCUUGGAUGCAGCGGCCUGUGAGGAGGUGCAGCAGGUUAUUCUGCAGAUCCCACCGCCGGCCUUGGCGGCAUUGGCUGAGCAUAUUUGCAUGCCGCUGCGCGUGGUGAUUGCCGGCAAGCAGGCCAAGGAGAAAGACGUCAUUGCCGCGCUCCAGGCACUGGGCAUUCUUUUCCGCCAUGGGGGCCAGGCUAUCCCCUUGCCACUGGCCCUUCAACAUUUUCAAAUUCUCGGGCUCGUGCUAGCUGGCCGCGGUGUUGCCGUGUCCAUCGCCGACGAUGUGGCCCUGGCCAUUGUUCAGGCCACCGAGGCCUUGGUCUUUUCAAGGUCCGAUAUAAUGGCCCCGCUCUGCAGCGAUCAGUACUUGCCCGCCCUAGGUCAACUUGUUGCCGAACUGGGCACCGUGCUUGAAAAUACCCAACGAAGCUCUGCUGUUCGCGCUGCUGCCGGCGAGCUGCUGCUACACCUCUAUGAAGGCGCUGCGCGCCGUGAUACCGGUGUAGCCACCUUCAUGGUGCCCGGACUGCUCUCGCUUGUGACCAAGGUCCUGCGUCGCAUCGUGCACGGCGCGGCUCCUGUGGCCGUCGUCGGUCUGCGGCUUCUCACUGCCAUCCUUUGCCACGCCGUGGCUGACAACAACUUGCCCCCGGAUACCAGCCCCCUUGAUGACUUGCGUGAGCUCGCCGAGACGGUGCGCGACACCGCCGACCGUUCGACGGACUCGUCAGACCAACUGUCAGACGACCCCGUGGUCGCCUCAGAGACCUCGUCUGCUGACCAGCCCUAUUCUCUGCGGCAAACACCCGACGCCGCUUGGUGGGGCCGCACGGUGCCCAUGGUCGAACAUCUGAAUCAACAACUCUUUCAUACUGUGGUCCUGCAUCAGGCGGCCUCGGUACGAGAGGCCACCGCGCGCUGUUGCUGCCUAGCUGCGCUGCGCUGCGCGCGCGCCCUACCAGCUUGUGUGCCGUCCUGGAUUGAUACCCUUGUGCUGCUGAGCAGCGACGAUGCUCAGACCAUUGCCUCGCUGGCCCAGACUUGCUUGGCUGCUCUGCACACCAACCGGCUCACGAGCGUUAUUACGGCGCUACUGCGUGAGCGACUCCACCAGCUUGUUCUACAGCAUCAAGCCUGGACCGAAGAUGCCUUUCAGCGCCACCUUAGACGCCUCAACGCCUAUUUGCGCAUACUGCCCGCCACAACCCCCGUCUUUGCCGAUGCGGACACCGCCGGUCGCGUUUUGCGCGCUUGCGUUGCUGCCCUUCGCCUUGAUGUGGAUCAAUGCCUCGCAAUUGUCAAUCAGCAUGCUGCUCCCGAUCAGGAGCACGUGGUCGUGGAUGACGUCCUCGGCACGGCUCAGCGCAUGCGCCGCGUGUAUCGUCAAUUUCAUCUGACCACCACCGCUGACCUCAUGGACGAAUUCCUGCGCCUGGGCAUGGCUCGCGGGCUUGGACUGCACCUGGAGGAUGCCCUGGACGCUGAACGGGUCAUCUUGCACGAGCGACCCGAGUGGCUUCUCCUGGUGCAAGGCGCUCUCUCAACACCUGAUACAGACUCCUUUGCUGCAGCACACUCGCCGUCUACGGACAUUCCCGGGCAAUCCAACUUGCCAAGUGCGCCUAAAAGCAGCCCGUGGCAAGGCAGCGUUGCUCAGAGCUGGAAACAUCUGACGGCGAGCCGCCCCCCUUCUACAUCUAGUCGAAAUUCUGAUGCUGGCACAGGUUUCAUGCCACAGCAGCGCAGCCUGGCGGAUCUCGCGUUGGCAAUGUGCACGGAUGGUGACCUCCUCGAUGCAGCCCGUUCCUGGGCCUCGGGAAAAGCCCUGCAGCCUGUGACCCCUGCCCACUCAAACAAUGCAAAAGAUGCUCCUUCAACAGCCCAUCGCGUUGCUCGCGUCACCGUCUUUACGUGCCUCUUGCUCGAGACUGUGGGUCAAGCUGCCCAGGUUCUUCAGCGGGCACUGCGGGAGCGUCUUAUGCACUUGAUGUUCAUGCUUUUGUUGCACACGGGACUACCCGAAACAGCCGUCAAUAGCAGCGCCCAGUGGGCCAUGGUGCAAGUGGCCCAUGCCUGUGGUUACACGGACGCCGCGGCGCUCCUCAGUGACAACGUUGAUUACCUUAUCAAUGACAUUACGCUACGCAUCCGCGUUCUGGUGGCCGUCGAGCGGUGGAGCCCGCGACUGCCCCAAGACUCGCUUCAUGUUGGCGUUGAUGGCUUGCGCACUGCUGAGCCUACCAUCGAUGCCCCAGAUCCCAAUGACGCCCACGCACAAGACCCACCCCCACCUCCCCAUGCCAUGCUCGUGGUGGAAGCCUUGCGCCGCAUCAAGCACCUGCUCGGCAACAGCAAUGACCAAGAGCGCCUGAUUCUGCUUCAAGCCCUGACAGCCGGGGUCGGCGUGUUGGCACCUUUUGAGAAUGAGCUCUUGCCCAUCGUGGCCCAAAUCUGGCCCAUUCUGCAACUACGCGAGCAGCAUGGCGCCUUGUUGGCCGAGCCUUCCGACUUUGCCAAUCGCCUGAAUGGACCACGCCACCGACUGGUGGCCAAAAUUUUGGGAGUCUUUGCGGACAUGUGGAACAAUCUAACGCCUUCGGUGGCUGACACACGGCUGCUCUGCCGAGCGGCGGUGCAGUAUUUGGACAACCGCUUGGACGCGGACUUGCAAGCACUUGCGUUGACUCUGAUUGAGCGUCUGGCAACCGUCAGUGCAGACACUGUCUGGUAUGAAACGAGUCGAUGCUGUGGCCCCAAGGAGCUGCUCCGCGAUGAUACUACAGUCAUUGCGGAUAAAAGCGACCACUGGUAUUACGCGGCCCAGUUUCCUGCACCCAACCCACACUAUGCAGUGAAUGCCACGACUGUGUUUGCGCUGCUGGAGCAAGCGGACCCCGUGGUCGUCUAA
This is a messenger RNA of Monosiga brevicollis MX1, 2961 nucleotides long. RefSeq lists its product as uncharacterized. Gene Ontology annotation, cellular component: cytoplasm. Gene Ontology annotation, biological process: chromatin remodeling. Lineage: Eukaryota; Choanoflagellata; Craspedida; Salpingoecidae. The record is from RefSeq and is a predicted model, not a curated record. The coding region runs from base 1 to 2961 and encodes 986 amino acids. The transcript is spliced from 8 exons.